AUGACCAGUUCCAAUCUCAAAACCAAGCAAUUUCCAUCACUCAUCAAGAAGCGUACCUCUAGCCCCUACGGAGCUAAGCCUGUUGAUAAUCUUUACAAGAGGGAGGCAAAAUCACCAAAUAGUGCGGCCACCCGCAAUUUUGAUUCAAAUAUUGCAUCUAACACCCCCAAACCACAAUCCAAACUGCGUCAAACUAGUCUAAGUAAUUUACUUCACGGUGCAACUAAGGGCCACGCCGCUCACAAAACUGGUGAUCCAUUAAGGAAAAGGUUGGAUAGUUUGAAUUCGAAAACAGUGGAGAUCAUAGAUCUUGAUAAAGCUGAAAAAGACAACGAACUGAUACGUGAGAUCACUUCAAAUGGGUCUAGCCAUACGCUUUCGUCCAGCGACCCUAAUCAACAGAGCUAUCAAGUACCGUCAAAAACACACAGCGCUGGUGGUAAUGACUCUUUCGAUUCUCGACCUUUGCAUCCGUCCCACUCCCCCGCAGAAAAUGACUACCUGCAAAAGAUUGAGGCAUCCUCAAGGAUUCGCGAGCGUCUAGACAGCUUAACAAGUAGGACAGACCGGUUGCUUGAACUGAAAAAUGCAUACACUCCCAAAAAGAAAGAACUAAAAAGGACCUUGGUCUCGCCAGAACCAAACUCAAGUGAAAAGCUGUUGCUAAAUUCUCGCAAUUCAUUGUCACCAUCCCUGGAGAAGCAGCAAGAAAGCAAAAGUCGGCAAGUUUCGUCGCUGACUUCAACCCCAUCGAUUUCAGUCUCCCCCUCCCCAGCUUCUUCCGCUUUUCUGGAGCCAGAAUUUUCAAUUGUUGAAGACUGUGGUGGAAAUAACUUGAAUGUCAAAAGAUGUGGGUUAAACGAAUCCCCCAAAGUACGAGAUGUUCUAAAAUCAUUCCACUAUCAUGGCCAAAAAGUCAAGAAAAGGAGUCAGAGAGUAUACGAGAUAGCAGUUUCUCUGAAUGGAGAAUACAUCUACAUUGGAUGGCGACAUCCUUCACUAGAUCUCGUUCCACUAAAUAAAUUUGUCAUCGACAUCGACUCGCAGUUGAAAGAUUUCUCGUUCGCGAAUGAAUCUUACAUUAUGCAAUUAGCCCAUGGUAAGCAGAUUAUUAUCGCAUCACAUUAUGGGAGGGAUAGUGAAAUCCGGGAUUAUUUUACAAAACACCCAAAUUCGAAAGUGAAGGUUGGUGCUGUAUUGACUGAAGUUGCCGUAGAAAGGUUAAUGGAGAGAGCCAACUCAAGAGCCAAAAGCAUGAAGAAUGCAGACCCGUUGGCAAACGCUGCAUUUCAAAGACCACGCAGAAGCUCACCCAGGGUAUCACAAAAGGAAGAUGGUGGUAUAGAAGAUUUGGGCGAUCUUGCUAGUGAAGAUGACGAGGGACUUCAAUUUUUUUCUGGCACAGACUACGACGAUUUCGAGCCAAUACCAAAAUUUCAACCAGCAUUGCAUUAUAAGUUUCAUGAAGGACGAGAAAUCACAGUUAGUGCACUGGAUUUCUCGACCUUGCAUAGAAACUAUUGGGUCAAUGAUGUGAUUAUUGACUUUGGGUUGAAAUAUAUUGUACAAGAAGGGGUGAAGAAGGGGUUGGUUGCAUCUUCAGAGAUAUUUUCCUUCAACUCUUUUUUUUACACCAAGCUCACAUCUGGUGCCGAGAAGGGAGCUAGUCCUGAGUACUACAAAAAUAUAAAGAGGUGGCUCUCGAAGAUCAAUUUGAUGGAAAUCAAGUACCUUAUAAUUCCUGUGAAUACGGGCCUGCAUUGGUUUUGUUGCAUCAUUAGAAACCUUCCUGGGUUACUAGAACUGGCGCGGGCUCAAAAAGCUGCAAAGAAAGAACCAAUCGACCUAGAAGGUCCAGACCUGCAAAUACCACCGACCUCCAAGCAGCACGCAGAGAUAUUUGUGCUCGACUCUUUGGGAAAUAAAAGGUAUGAUGUCAGCGUACCCCUCAAGAGCUUCAUAAUCGAUUACUGCAAAGAGAAAUUUGACAUUGAGAUCAAGCGUGACCAAAUCCGUUUCCAAUCUGCAAGAGUCCCUCGUCAAAAUAAUUUGAAUGAUUGUGGGGUGCAUGUGUUGUACAACGUUAGGAAAUGGCUCAGCAACAUUUCAGAGUGUGAAAGUUUCUUUAAAAAGCACCUGUAUGCGCAAGCAAAAGUUCUCUUUCCGGCAGAAGAAAGGAAAAAUGAGAGAAAGUAUUGGACAAACCUAUUGCUUGAUUUGCAUAGGGCCCAAAACCGGCCACACGAUAAUAAAGCUGAAACGGUUGAUGACGACAACGACGAUGAUUGUGAGAUUGUUGAGAAUAGUACAGUUAAAGAGAAAGUCCUUUCACAAGGAGCCUCCCUGUUUUUUACAAACAAACCCCACGAUAACUGUGAUGAUGACAAGGUUUCUAAAGGGUAUCGCAGUAAUCAUAAAUCCACUGGCAAAUCUCCAAAAGACCUGGAUACUUUAGAAAUUGCGGAGUUUUUAAAAGACGAUGCCACCAAACCUGAAAAGAAAGAAGUGAGGCAAGUUGCGGCUCAAGAAUCAGGUAAGAUGGCUGCUUCCGAUAAAAAUGCUUCUGGAAGCAAUGCCGAGGGAAAUACGUUUGAAGGAGUUGAAUCAUUGAGCAACCUCGUGUUGAGAAAGCAAUUUGAAGAUGUCCAACUACCCUUGAGUCUAUGCGAGUUGUUGAAUCAAUAUUUCCCAGAAACAAAUACACCCAUAAAGAAAGUUCGGCUCGUUGUUAUAAAAACUCGUAUACAAAAGGCACUAACCAAUCCUUCCGAAUAUGGUGAAUUGGAGAAAUUGCUCAAGUUGUUUGCAAAGGAUGACCACCAACGGAGCAAGGGUGGAACUGAAGCAGCCUGCAAUCUCUCUACAUCUUCAAAUGAUGCUCCUUUUGGGGAUUCAGUCAACAAUGGAGAGGUAACCUCCAGGAUUGGAAAAUUGCGGCUUGGGCUUGCCAAUGAACAACCCGCCCCUGAUGAACCCGUGAAAAUAAACACGAUACUGCCAAUAAUAACUCUGUGUGAGUCUGAUGAUGAAGAAUGGAAAGGAUUUGACGAGCCGUCACAGAAACCGCGUAGUCAACAAAUGGAAAGUCAACCAAGGGGUUUCAAUGCCAGUAAAAAGGACUUCUAUUCGGGAAACAAAUUUCCCAAAACUGGCGGGGCGAGAGACAACGAGCACAGCUUGUACAAGAGGGGAGGCUUUGGAAAUCCCCAUGGCCAUUUUCGCAAAAACAAUUUGACAAAUAGUAGAUUUGGCUUUGGAACGGAAGGACUCAAAAAGAAUGGCGAUAGUGAAUUUUGCGAGAGAAAGAAGGCAGCAAGAGAUUUGGUGGAAGCAGAUGGGUAUGAGACGGUUACUCACUCCGAUCGGGGAUACCAACCUUCUGAAGAUAGUGAUGUUGUACUAGACUUUCCUGCCAAGAAGUCUGCUCAGUUCUGGAAUAAGAUACUUCGUGAUUACAGUAAUCAAUGGGUUACACGUCACGAAGUGGAUAAGGUGGAGACUGAAAUCUUGAAGGGGAUCCCUUCGGAAUAUAGAGCUCCCGUUUACUUGAAAACGUUGCAAGUGAGGUACAAAUUCACUCAAAACAACACAUUUGAUGAGCUAUUGAGACAAAGCACAAAGCUUAGAGAAGAAACUGUGUCAAAGUUGAGUAAGGAGCAGGAGGUUGUCGAAUUGGUUCUGCUCGUCUUGGUGGUUUUGGAGGGUCUGGAAGCAAGUGCGCUGUUUGCAAAUGAUGUGGCAAUCACUAGAUAUUUGGUAAGUUGUGCCGAGCUACUAGCAGUAGUGCCUAAUUUUUCCAGGGAGCAGAGAUUCUUCGUUUUGUUCAAGCUUUACAAACUGUAUUCUUUGGUCAAACAAGAGGAAUUUGUGUACAAGAUAAACCGUGCGCUAGAGGAUAAACUUGGGUCCUUUAAGCAUUUGGUUAGUCAAGGAGUCAAUUUGUCUGCAUACUAUAAAAAGUUGGUACCGGAAUUGAUAUAUGGAAUGUUUGGUCGUGAAGAAGCUAGCUUUAGAAUCUUCGAUUUGAUUGUGUUUGAAGGCUUUGAUUUUUUGUUACGGUUGAUAGCUUGGGCAUUUCUCAAGAAUGAUAAUAAACUUGCUUCCUUGUCUGGCGAUGAACUACUAACCUUCAUGCAAUCGCAAGAAUUUCUUUCUGAACCUAUAGAUUUUGGUAAGAUAUUAAAACUUGAACUUCCGUUGAUUACUUAUGAGAACGAGUUUUACCUAAUGGAAGCUAACUCGCUAAGUAACAAUACAAAUGAGUUGAGGAACUUAUCUGAAGUCCAUGACGAGUUGUUGUUGAAAAUCGAUAGCAUGAAGGUCCAAAUUAAAGAGCUUCAAUCCACCCACACUGAAAUCUCACAACAGAGUGAAGAGUACAAUGAGAACUUGAUGGAUGCCGAGGUAAAGCGCAAAGACUUGAUUGCGGAGAAGGAGCGAUUGCAGAAAAAGUAUGAACAUCUCACGAUGAAGGAGAAUUUGGCAAACACCAUCAAAGCUAAUGAAGAGUUCUCACAGAGGAAUGUAGAGUUGCAGCACCAGAUAGAAGCUUUGAAGAAGUCGAUUGGGGAUAAGAAACAUAGAUUAUCUAAAGCAGUGGUAAAUAGUCAAUAA
Lodderomyces theae is the source of this 4614-nucleotide messenger RNA. RefSeq lists its product as uncharacterized. Gene Ontology annotation, biological process: proteolysis. The transcript has 2 exons. The record is from RefSeq and is a predicted model, not a curated record. Gene Ontology annotation, molecular function: cysteine-type peptidase activity. Bases 1 to 4614 code for a protein of 1537 amino acids. NCBI's taxonomy places the organism in Eukaryota, Fungi, Ascomycota, Pichiomycetes, Serinales, Debaryomycetaceae.